UAUAUAUAUGAGAAUAGAGAGAGAGGGAGAGAGGGACAACUAAGUAGUAGUAGUUAGCAGCAGCAGCAGCAGGCUGCUUAGGCCAUAAGAUGAUGAGGUUCCCUUCUCAUCAUCGUCCCCUUCUUCUCCUCUUUCUUGUUCUUGUCACUGUUCUCACUGAACUGAAGUGGGUUAAGUGUCAAGGCCAUGAUUACCAGGACGCAUUGUCCAAGUGCAUCUUAUUCUUUGAAGGGCAGCGCUCUGGGUUUCUACCGGCGGAUCAGCGGCUAACGUGGCGAGGGAAUUCAGGCCUUGGUGACGGUUCGGCGAGCAGUUUGGACCUUACCGGUGGGUACUAUGACGCCGGUGACAACAUAAAGUUUGGGUUCCCCAUGGCUUUCACCACUACAAUGCUGGCCUGGAGUGUCGUUGAGUUUGGAGACUCUAUGCCUUAUUUUCAACUACGCGAAGCCCUCGUCGCCGUCCGUUGGGCCACUGAUUACCUUCUCAAGACUGUCUCCCAACCUGACCGUGUUUUUGUUCAGGUGGGUGACCCAAUCAUAGACCACAACUGCUGGGAGAGACCAGAGGACAUGGACACAGCUCGAACAGUUUACAGUGUGGACACGACGCGACCUGGUUCGGACGUGGCUGGUGAGACAGCGUCAGCCUUGGCUGCCGCUUCCAUGGCUUUUAAAUCAUCUGACCCUGGUUACUCCGAUACCCUUUUGCGCACUGCGGUCAGGGUCUUCCAAUUUGCCGACAACUAUAAAGGAGCUUAUAGUGAUAACCCCGACGUCAGAUCCGGCGCCUGCCCCUUUUACUGUGACUUCGAUGGGUAUCAGGAUGAGUUGCUGUGGGGAGCAGCGUGGAUGAGGAGAGCUUCUCAGGACGAUUCUUAUCUCAAUUAUAUUCAGAACAAUGGGAAAACACUCGGCGCUGAUGAAAAUAUUAACGAAUUCGGAUGGGACAACAAACACGCCGGCCUCAACGUUCUCAUCUCCAAGGAAUUCUUGGAACGAAAUGUGUACUCCCUGGAGUCGUACAAAGCAUCCGCGGAUAGCUUUAUCUGCACAAUCAUACCAGAGUCAUCGUCUUCCCACAUAGAAUACACUCCAGGUGGUCUCAUCUACAAGCCAGGUGGAAGCAACAUGCAACACGUCACCUCCAUAGCCUUCUUACUCCUCGUCUACGCCAAUUACCUCUCUCGUUCAUCACAGACCCUCAACUGUGCUGGUAUCACAGUGGGCCCAGACACCCUCCGUCAACUGGCCAAGCGACAGGUGGAUUACAUCCUUGGGGAUAACCCGAUGGGUAUGUCUUAUAUGGUCGGCUAUGGGUCCAAUUAUCCACAACGUAUCCAUCACAGAGGCUCAUCCUUACCGUCGGUGAAGGACCAUCCUCAAUUCAUUGCUUGCAAGGAAGGGUCCGUCUACUUCAAUUCAUCGGAUCCUAACCCAAACGUUCUUAUCGGGGCAGUCGUUGGGGGACCCGGCGAGGAUGAUGUUUAUGAGGAUGACCGGGCCGACUUCCGGAAGUCCGAACCCACUACUUACAUUAAUGCUCCUUUGGUUGGUGUGCUUGCUUACUUGGCGGCAAACCCUAACCCUACUUAGAUUAUUGCAGUUUACAUUCUCAAUAAUCUCAGCUGGGCGGGUGGAAGACUAACCAAACCCGGCGACCAGACACCCACGUGGAUAACCAAGUAAGAUCACAGCUCAGAGAAGGGGAAAUAGAUUUUUUUUUGAUAAAUUAGGACAGGAAAAUUGAAAAAAUAAAAAGGAAAAAAAAAAUUAGAAGCCUCUCAUCUGGUGGGUAGCCAAGAAGGAAGAGGAAUUAAUUAAUGCCUUUUUUUUUUUUCAAUCUCAAAAUGUUUGUAGCUUGUGACAUGUAAUCUGUGACCUGUGGAGAGGUGAAAAUGUUGAACAACUUGUUCCCUCCC
This is a messenger RNA of Macadamia integrifolia, 1921 nucleotides long. RefSeq names its product endoglucanase 23-like. Lineage: Eukaryota; Viridiplantae; Streptophyta; Magnoliopsida; Proteales; Proteaceae. Gene Ontology annotation, molecular function: hydrolase activity, hydrolyzing O-glycosyl compounds. The coding region runs from base 90 to 1595 and encodes 501 amino acids. The record is from RefSeq and is a predicted model, not a curated record. The transcript has 3 exons. Gene Ontology annotation, biological process: carbohydrate metabolic process.